AUCGUCAAUGGCUUCCAUGAAGAAGUAAACAUUGACACGUUGUUAUUGGAUGAUGUUGCUGAGGGAAGUUUGUCGAAAUUCCCUUUCUUUACUUUAAAUAUAUAAUGCAGACAGAAGAUAUACAUUAUAAACUAUAUGAAGGAAGAGAUAAGGAGAGUCCCGACCGAGAGGACCGCAAGGAUAACGGAAGGAAAGGACGAAAGCCGGGAAGAAAAUCGGCAAAGGUCGACAUGAAGGCGAAGCUGGAGAGAAGCCGUCAGAGUGCCAGGGAGUGCAGGGCUCGGAAAAAGCUCCGUUAUCAGUAUCUGGAGGAACUGGUGGCCAACAGGGAGAGGGCGGUUCUGUUGCUGAGGAAGGAAUUGGAAAUGUACAGGCAGUGGUGUAGGGAAUUGGAUGAGGGAAGGAUUCCGGAGGGUGCGCUGAAGAUGGUAGAGAAAGAAAAGAAAGAGCAGUUGGAAAAUAUAAAGAAAGAACAAGAAGCCGAGAACAGCGUGUAAUUUAUGUGACUUUUCCUGAUCAAAACAUAUAUGUACUGUACAUUUAAAUGCAAAUUUAAUAGAAAAAAUUGUAAAAGUAUAUUUAUUGUUAAAUAUUAUUAUCGUGAAUAAAUUUAUAAAGAUGUGUUUAAAGUAAUCAUU
Molecule: messenger RNA, 638 nt
Organism: Centruroides sculpturatus (bark scorpion)
Lineage: Eukaryota; Metazoa; Arthropoda; Arachnida; Scorpiones; Buthidae
Product: cAMP-responsive element-binding protein-like 2
Exons: 3
Coding region: 105-497 (130 amino acids)
Biological process (GO): regulation of DNA-templated transcription
Cellular component (GO): nucleus
Molecular function (GO): DNA-binding transcription factor activity
Source: RefSeq, a predicted model, not a curated record